AUGCAUAGAAAUUCUACGAUCGCACUAUUAACAAAUGCAGCUGAUAAAGAUGAUGGAGGAACUAUAGCUACUGAUGAUGUGGGCAGGUUCAUGAGUGCAUUUGAUGGGAUUGCUGAUGAUGAAGCCGAAGAUCCAGAACAAAAUUUCAGAAAUGAUUUAUCUUCAGUUACAACUAUCCUGGAUGAUCCUGAAAAGCAAUUGUAUCUCUCUGUGACGAAAUGGAUCUUAAAUAUGAAGAACAGCUCUACCUCAGAAUCUGAUAUUGACAUGUUCGUUAAAGAUUCCUUAAAUGUGAUGAGAAAUUAUUUACCAAUAUUUAGUUCAAACACACAUUCUACUUAUUCGAGACAGAAAUUUCUAGAAGAAGCUAUUACUGUUAUUCAACCAAAAGGGGUUGUCUUAGGAAAAAAGAUACCCUUCAUUGAAAGCUUGAAACAAUUAUUAUCCAUGCCUGAAUUAGUUGAUAUAUUGAAUAAACAACCAAUAAUGACACAACCUGCUACUGCUCAAAGUUUGAAACAAUUAAAAACUGAUUAUCAUGAUAGUGAAUAUUGUUAUAACCAUUCGUUCUUCAGCGCACAUCAGUCAAUUAAAAUAAUCUUAUAUUAUGACGAAAUAGGGAUCAAUAAUCCCGUUGGAACAAGAAAACGAAGUAUGGGAAUGUUUUAUUAUACACUGACAAAUAUUCCUCGAUAUUUGUGUUUUCAAGACAUGUAUUUACUUAUUAGCAUGCGCCGAUAA
Messenger RNA from Didymodactylos carnosus, 741 nucleotides. NCBI's taxonomy places the organism in Eukaryota, Metazoa, Rotifera, Eurotatoria, Philodinida, Philodinidae. The record is from the annotation of a GenBank genome assembly.